AUGAGUGCAGAAGACGUUCAAAUAAUUAAGGACCUCCCGGUGAACAUCGUGCCGGUGUCGAGUCCCAUUCCGAAAAUCGAGCAAAUGCUGGAGAAGAAGAAAGCGGCCCAAGAGGCGUUGAUGGAAAAACUGAACAAGUCCAUGCGCGAGAUAAACGAAGACGUCGACGCGGAGGCCAAGAAAAAAACCGAGGAGAUUAACAAGAAACUAGAUCAAGUUAAACACGACGUUAAACGCCACUAUGUCGACAUGAAAUUCGAUUUGAACAACCACCAAAUAGGCGAUGAUUUUUAUAAGAAAACCAAGAAAAUAUUACACAAGAACCAGAAAAAAGCCGUGGAAGCCGUGGAUGACUUCGUAGUCUUCAUGAAAAAACUCGAAGAAUCCCGAAUAAAAAAAUUCAAAAUUCUACUAAAAGACACCAAAUCGCAAUCCAGCCAAUUAGGCUACGAAUUGCCCUUUUACAUCGACGAAUUUUUCGGUAAAAAAAUGUCUGACAUAAACAAAAUCACCAUCAACAAUUACGAAAUGUACGACGAAACCGAACGGGAGCUGAAGCUCCAAAUCGAGCAGGACCAGAAAUCCUGGUACGAGGAGCUGCUGCAACUGAAAGAAGCCCUCAAGGAGCAGAUCAGAGUGUUAACCAGACGGGUCACAACCUACGCGGAGAUCGACGACAUCUCGGACCAGAAACCCGAGCAGAUGGCGGCCCAAUUGCGCCGGCUCGACUCGCUGAAAUCCGAAUUCAACUACGAGGUGACGAAGGACGACAGCCUGGAGGAGAUUCGCCCGAAGAUCGAGCGCUGGCUGAAGCUGGUCCAAAAACAUCUAGCAGCCGCCGAGCAAUCCUCCAAGAACGUCAUACAAACGUACAAAUCCAUGAUCUCGGUGCUGUUCAACCGGUGCUUCAAGGAGCUGAAGUUCAUCAAGAUCGACCUGGCCAACAGCAUCGUCCACAGCAGCCAGGUGCAGGACUACCUCAGCGAAAUGUACACGCCGACCAUCGAUCAAUUGAUGAUCAAAAACCUGGAGGAGCUGGAGAAGUUGCAGGACACGUGGAGCAAGACCAUCCAGAAGAUGACCGACGAAAUCAACGAGGCGUACACGUUCCUCAAGGAGGCCGCCACCCUGUGGGACCGGUACUUCAGACGGUUGGAGGAACUGCGGAAGCUCGUCCUGCGCGAUCUCGACAACGCCAUCAGGAGACAUUGCAUUUCGACAGGCUGCCACGAAGCGUCGUUGAACAUCACCAUGGAGCAGCUGCGGCAGGCGCCCAACAAAGCCGAACUGGACAGAUUGCUGGAGGAGGCCGUUAGGAUUCUGGAGAAGAUCAAGGAGGCGUACGUCGAGGACGCCCAGAAGGAGUUGAACGUCGUCCAAAAGUACAAGAUCUGGAUGGACUUGUCCGUGGAUUUGCUGAUAAUGGGAAUCAGACGGUAUUUAGUGAUCCAUCCGCCCGACUACGAGAGGGAUCCGAAGAAGCAGCGACGCCGGGCCAGCCAAAUGUCGGUGCAAGAACAAGGACCCAGUUUGCCCAUACAGAUCCUCUACUGCGUUUACCAAGUAGGAGCCGUCAGUAACUGGAUGUUCGGAUUGUGGGAGGGAUUGGACCAAUACGCGAACGCCUGCAGACAGGAAAUAAUGGCGACAGCGGAAAAGUGGAUGGCGAGGCAACGGGAGAAAAUCGACGAGAGAUUGAACACGAAACUGUCCCUCUACCAACCGCGGGUGUCGCAAAUUAAAAUCGUCAACUACGAGAAGCGGUUGGAGGAAUUGAAGAGGCACGAGAAAAUCCUCAACGACCACAAAAUGUUUAUUAUAUGCACCAAAAUGCCCGAUUUGGAGACUCAAAGGCUCGUCGUUUGCUCCGAAUGCAACGAUUUGUACGACAAAUACGCGGAAAUAUCCGAUGCUGCUAUCAAAGCUCUACCAACUACCAACAAUUCCGCGGAAGUGAAGGCGCUCAUGACGAAUGUCUACCCGAAAUUGGAGAGUGUGGAACACGAAGUGGAGACCAUCGUCAGCAAAUGCGUCGAAUCGUUCGCGAAUUUCCCCGACGAAGUGAAAUACAUGAAUUACGGCAUUUUGGAGAAAAUCAGACUUUUCAACGAAGGAGGCGAUUACAACUUAAACGAAAUCCCGGACUUGCAGAAAGAACUGAAAAGAAUCGAAGAUAUUUCGGCUACCGUGAAACUCGACGACAGCAUGUACCACUGCUCCAAUCAGAUGCAAAUCGCCAAAACUACCAUUUACUCCAGCUUGACCAGGGCGUUCAACGAGCACAAAUUCCUCGAGAAUCUGGUGAAGAAAGUCGAAAGAGUGCACAGGGACGUGCGCGAGAUCGUGGUAAACCUGCGAAAGUCCUUCAGGAAGAUGCGCCAGCAACUGGAGAACAUCAACAGCAAGGCGCGUUACAACGUGGGCAACAAGGACUAUUUGAACGAGUUCGUCGGGCGGUUUCAGGAGGUCCUGAAAACCGCUGAGGGAUUGAACGAUUACCUGGAGCAUCCGGAGCCGGUGCAGCUGUUCCUCAAAUCCACCAGAAGCACCAAGAAAUUAGAAUCGAGUCACACGAAGAGAAGCUACCACCAGGAGGACCCGUUCAAGAGUAACUUGCAAAUAGCCGGUAACAAAGAUUUUAUAUCUUCCAUGAUGAACGUUUUCAAAACUUCCCUGGACAACAUCAAGCACACCUCGCAGGAAUUCUACUCGUCCAAUAAGCAGACUGGCCUCAUCCUGGACUCGACGAAGCUGCAGCCGAGCUACGAGGAUUGUUUGGAGGAAAUUUACAGGAAAUACCAGCCGUAUAUGUUGCAGUGCGAGAUUUGCUGGUUGGAGAACGCCACGAAGUUCAUUCAGAUCCUAAACGAAAUAAUAGAAUUCAAAGACUCGUUUAUCUCGGAUUUCAAAAAGGCGUUUUUCGAUAAAUGCAUGCGCAAGCUCGAAGACAGCGCUGGAUCGAUUAUGGAUGAUCUGGAACAAGAACGCUUGAACUUCAACGAGAGACUGAAGCAAAUCUACACCAGAUUGAAGGUGUUGUUCGGGCAUCCGAAGAACAACGAGAUGUUGAACCAGUUGAGGAGAGACCACGACGAAAUGCACGCGGAUAACGAAGAGAAAUUCAGAAAAAUACUGGAUCCUCACAAAGAACAUUUGGAUGAUGUGGUGAUCAAAAUAAAAACCGAAAUUGAAAGUUUAGAAACGAUUUUACCAACGUUAAACACCGACGAUAUUAUCAAAAUGAUCGAAAAUUUUAUGGAACAAAUCGAGGAAAAGAUUCCCCUGCUGUCUACGGAAAUGUUCUCCAUGUACUCCUCCUCUUCCGACGUCGGUGAAUACAUGCAUGAAUACUACCAACAGUCGAGAACGAGUUACCAGGAGAUCCAAUUAAAAAUGGAAAGCUUGAAAUCAGGCGUGGAAAACAAGCCGAAGGUCGACCCCAUCGUGGCCUUGGACGAGGAACUGGAGGCUAUCAAAACCAAAAUGGACGAUUUCGUCGCCAGGAAAAUGCUGCAGCACCUCGAGGAGUUCAAGACCAUCUGGGACAGCGAGAUCAAAUACGUGCUGAGCCUGUUCAAAGUAAAAUACGACGAUGUGAAUUACUAA
Messenger RNA from Phyllotreta striolata, 3606 nucleotides. The record is from the annotation of a GenBank genome assembly. NCBI's taxonomy places the organism in Eukaryota, Metazoa, Arthropoda, Insecta, Coleoptera, Chrysomelidae.